AAGUUCCUGACUGAUGAUGAGUGGCUGUCGCUAAUAACUAAUCAGAGAUACUACGCACUCCCAGUGCCAUUGGAAAAAAAGAUGGCGACCGUACAAGCGGAGCGAAUGGCGUAUUCUCACAAUGAUUGGUGGUGGCUUACAGACAGUCAGACAGUGUUACAAGCUAUGCAUAGUAGACACCCCGCUCCUACAGAAUUGUGUCGGUUGGAGGUCUACAUUGGAAGCUUCCUUCCUUCCUCGUACAGUCGAAGUACAUGUAUGUUAUUUCUAGCUACCGGUAGCUACUAGUAGCAAAAUAGACACCCUCCCUUUUCACCUCUCACCAUGCUAACGGAGGUCCGCCUUGCUACCCUACGGUACGAUCCUGGAAGCUACCUUACACCCGGUCGCUAUUAAUUUCGCUUGCUACGAGGGAGGCUAUUGGAUCUUUUCUCUAAUUGUGUGAUGAAAGACAACCUCUCGCAGUUUUGUGUGGUCACACAACGUGGCAUUGGUCCGUAGAAACAGUACCACUGUACGGUACUGUACUGUACCGAAGAGGUCUGUAAAAAAGCGUUCCGAACGGACGUCAGACAGAUCGGAUAUCUAUUGAAUUUGCGGUCGAGGUUGUUGACACUUUCUUGAAGCGCCACCGUCCAAUCCUCCAAUCCAAAUCACCACAAGGUUCCACGUGGGUGAAGUGAAGACACACACAUCAAGCCACACAAAAGAAGAAAGAUUUUGUCCACAAAUUGAUUUCAAUUCUAUCAUUGUUUUCUUUUGGAUCAGGCAACAAAACGAAACUAAAACUGAACAACCAUGUUGCGAUCUCUGUCUCGCACGGCGUCCCGUGCCUUGACCAAGACCAAGACAAACACUACUAGUAGCAAUAAUACGAAACGCCACUGUGGUUUAUUGGCGGCCGUGGACAAUGUGUGGUCGCCCACAUACACGGGCCCCAGCCAAUCGGCCAUUUUGACGGACGAAUACACAUUGCGCUCGGCCACGGGCACCAUGAUUCAUCGUGGUCCCGACGGUCGUCAUACCGCCCGUGGCUCGUUGACCAGUAAUGCGCAUUGGGUCAUGGGACAUCAGCGUUUGGCCAUUGUCGAUCCCGACUCGCACGCGGCCGAUAUGCCCUUUUUGUUGACGUUUGGAGCUGGCAGUGAGAACGAGCAGAGGGUCAAAUUGGCCGCCAAUGGUGAAAUUUACAAUCACAAGAUUUUGUAUCAGGAUAUUGUGGACAAUCACGGUUGGACGGAAGAACGAAUUUCGGCCAGUGAUUGUGAAGUGAUUGCGCAUGCAUGUGCCUGUUUGGGACCCAAGGAAGCCGUCAAGCGAUUGGAUGGCAUGUUUGCCUUUUGCUUGUUUGAAGAAGCCAAAGAUGGACAACCAGCGGCGGCAUUUGCAGCCCGAGAUCCAGUGGGCAUCAAGCCACUCUAUUAUGGAACCACACAAGAUGGUGCCUAUGUAUUUGCUUCGGAAUUAAAGGCAUUGGUCGGACAUGUCGUACCAUCGUCUGUAGAAGCUGUGCCUCCUGGACAUUAUUGGACGCCUCAGACUGGAUUGGUGCGAUACCAUAGUCCAGAAUGGAAUUUCUCGGAAGACUACGCUCCCUGGGAAACCAAAGAAAAUCCCACGGACGAUGAAAUCCGCGAAGCAUUCCGGGCUGCUGUUUCCAAGCGCAUGAUGGCCGAUGUCGAUUAUGGAUUCUUUCUCAGUGGAGGAGUCGAUUCCUGCAUUGUGUCGCAUGCACUCAUGCCCAUGUACCGGGAAGAAACGGGAGAUGAUCGACCCAUUCCGGCAUUUACUGUUGGAAUGGAAGAUUCACCCGAUAUGAUGGCCGCACGGGCCAUGGUCGAUGCACUGGGGGGAGAUAAAUACAUUGAUCAUCGUCCACGAGUCUUUACCGGAGAUGAAGUCUUUGGAUUGAUCCCCAAGAUUAUUUAUCACAUGGAAACUUACGAGGCAGAGUUGAUUCGAAGUGCUAUUCCCAAUUGGUUAUUGGCUGAGCGGGCUGGAGCCGAUGUCAAGAUGGUCUUGACAGGUGAAGGAAGUGAUGAGCUCUUUGCUGGAUACCUUUAUUUCAUGGAUGCCAAGACUCCCCGUCAUAUUCAAAACGAACUUCGACGCAUCUACAACAUGCUCGGCGACAUCAAUUUGCAUCGUACCGAUCGAAUGACCAUGGCGCAUAGUUUGGAGGCUCGUGUGCCCUUUCUCGAUACCAAAUUCACAGAAUUGAUCAUGAGUGUCGACCCUUCCGUCAAGAUUGUUGAUCGGGAAGCCGUUGCCACCAACUCGGAAGGACGCGAAAAGACAUUUUUGAGAAAGCUGUUUGAAGGACCCAAUGCCAAUGGCGACUCCAUCCCCCAUCCCGUCUUGUGGAGAGCCAAGGCCAUGCAGUGUGAAGGUGUCGGGGAAGACUGGGUCAGUAUGUUGCAGCGCAAGGUGGCCGAAGAAGUCUCGGAUGCCGAGAUGGAUAAUGCUGCCACCCUUUACCCGCUCAAUACACCACACACCAAGGAAGAACUCUACUACCGAAGAAUAUUUGAGGAGACGUAUUCUGGUAUGGCCCAUGUCAUCAAUCCUUGGGAGGGUGGUUGCCGUGCGGCAGGAGCUGCAUGGGAAAGCGACUCGUACACUCGUGAAGGUCUCGCCAAUACAAAUGUGUUGACCCAUGCCUUCCAGAACAAGUCACGAAGUGCGGCUUUCUCCACCAUGGCCAACAACCAGGGUGGAAAGCGUUCCUUUUCAUCCGUGGCGGCAUACCGAGACGACGCCAUUCAGGAUGCCCAAGACUCUGGAUUCAACCUGUUCGAGUCCUACUUGACGCAGGGAAGUGAUGACCGGAGCAUGAUUUUGCCAAACAGCGGAACCAACAAGUACCAUUGCAAGCCUCAACCAAUCGCCAGCAAUGACAUUUUCCGUGGAAGUUGCACCUGCAAUACUCCCACCGAAUCUGGAUAUGCGGCUGCCAUGAAGCUUUUUGACGACAAGUUGGCAUCCAAGCAGACAGAGGCAGAAGUAGAGGAAGCCUUGAACGGCAUUUUUGAGAACCAGAGGCAGCGCAUUGCCUCUGCCUUGGAGCUUCCAGAGGGUGUGGAGGUGGCUCUCUGCCCAUCAGGCUCCGAUGCUGAGUAUCUCCCGAUUGCCAUCGCUCGAGUGCUUCAGCCUGAGACUCAAAACGGAAAGAAAAUCGUGAACAUUGUGACACAGCUGAAGGAGAUUGGAGCCGGAACAAACGUUGCUGCUGGAGGCACUUAUUUCUCUACGCACGCACCCUUGUAUGGUAAAGUACCCGAUGGUGUUACUCGUCUGAACGGCUUUGGUGACGACGGAUUGAAAGAAGUGUCCAUCCCAGCUCGUGAGCGUGACGGAUCAGUGCUGGAUGCAUCAGCACUUGCUAUCGACAUUGCUGAAAAGGAGGGAGACGCUUACACCAUCUUGCAUGGUGUGUUCGGAGGCAAGACUGGCCUCAGAGACAAUGUAAUGCCCGGAAGCGGUGAUGGCGGCAGCGCGUCAUUGGGAGUUAUUGAUGCCUGUCAGGGUCGAUUCUCUCUUGAGGAGCUGCACUCCUGGCUCGAGCAAGACUCGAUUGUGCUCUUCACCGGCAGCAAGUUCUUCCAGGCACCCCCUUUCUGUGGCGCUCUGUUCAUCCCCAAGCGCAUAGCCGACAAACUACGAGAAUCGCCACCGCCGGAACCAAUGGAAAUGUACGGCAAAGAGGGUCUGGGAGGAUUCUUCUCGGAUAAGGAACUGCCAGAGUGCUUUGAAAGCUGGAAGCCACUGCUGCGCCGCAACGACAGUGUAGGCAACAAUGUUGGUCUUGCAUUGCGAUGGGAAGCUGGAUUGGCUGGAAUGGAGUCACUGUCCAAGACCCCCGAUGUGGACCGAAUCAAAGCAGUCGAAGACUGGGCUACCAGCGUCACUCACAUGGUUCAGUCGAAUCCGGAGCAACUGGAUGCAUGGUGUGUCGAACGUAGUAUUGUGAGCAUCCGCCUGAAGCGAGAGGAUGGUAGCGGAUGGCUGAAUAUGAGCGAACUUCGUGAUGUCUAUCGCUACAUGAGCAUGGACGUAUCGAGUGCGGUACCUUCAGCCUCUCCCGAGGAGAAAGCAGCGCUCUCGACUUGCUGCUUUGUGGGUCAGCCGGUUGAUGUGAGCGAAACCCAUGCCAUCCUGCGUAUUGCUCUUGGAUCAGAGUCCUUGGCAAACUACUUGAACGAUCCAUCUGGCACGUUGGGCGAGGAUGAGACGGCAGUGAAGAAGCUCGCAGUAAUUGCCAAGAAUUUCUCAAUCCUCAAGCAGAGCAGCUUCUGAACUAAACUAAGUGUAUAGGACUUGCUGGAAUGUUUGUGUUUAUUAGAUACUCUACUAGCCAGCAAUCGAGCGCGGAUUUGCGCUCUGGUGUGACAACUGUAUCGCAGGCUAUUGGAAAUGCAAGUCAAUCAUCUCUUCAAUGUCUGCGUACUAGCUAGUAGAGAACUCAUCCUUAGCAGAAUCAGAAAGCGAUGCCAAUUGUCUCGAAGGAAGCAACUUUGCUUGCAACGAGGCAAACAAGAGAAUAAACAAUUGUUUCCAGCCCCCAAUUACCGACGCAUUGAAAGGUAUGGGUAAUGAAAAUUUCAAGUUGCCCCAGUGGCUGCUUUGACUGCUGCAUCGUGUCAAGGGAGGUGUAAAACCCAGGGUGGACUAUGGGUAACAAUGUCAUAGAGUGUAAACUGGUGAUGCUAGGGCAUGAUCAAGUAGUCGCAGAAGCAAUGAUUUUCUAUUGAGU
Molecule: messenger RNA, 4753 nt
Organism: Seminavis robusta
Lineage: Eukaryota; Bacillariophyta; Bacillariophyceae; Naviculales; Naviculaceae
Source: the annotation of a GenBank genome assembly